Lathyrus oleraceus (garden pea) is the source of this 1028-nucleotide messenger RNA. RefSeq lists its product as uncharacterized. Lineage: Eukaryota; Viridiplantae; Streptophyta; Magnoliopsida; Fabales; Fabaceae. Bases 28 to 840 code for a protein of 270 amino acids. The transcript is spliced from 5 exons. The record is from RefSeq and is a predicted model, not a curated record.
ACUUAUUUCACUUUGUUCACAUCUUCAAUGACUCUCUUUUCAAUCAAUGGUCCCAUAAAAUGUAACAACAGAAUAAUGUCAUUUUGUACACUACCCUUUUCUCUUACCUAUUAUAAUUCUCGCAAUCAUGUUUCCCUUCCUAGAAUGCUACAUACAAAUAUUCAUAAACAUGGAAAUUCUCUUUCUCCAUAUUCAUGUCAAACUUCAACUCAUAAGAAUUUGUAUUCUAGAAAGCAAAGAGGGUCAUCCCUUAUUGCCUUUGAUGCCAAGAAUUCAGAACCAAUAGGAGAAGAUGAUGAUGAUGAAGCCCUAGAUGCAGUUAUGAAACUUUACUCUGCCUUUAAAAAUAAAAACAUGCAAGAAUUAUCUGAGAUUCUAGCAGAUGAAUGUAGAUGUGUGUGCAAUUUUUUCUCAUUCUUCCAAGCUUUCCAAGGAAAAACGCAAGUGUUGGAAUUCUUUUCUAAUAUGAUACGUUUAUUUGGUGACAACAUUCAAAUUGUGGUGAAACCAACUCUUCAUGAUGGCAUGAAUGUUGGUGUCCAUUGGAAAUUUGAAUGGAACACUAUACAUGUUCCUUUAGGGAAAGGUUUCAGCUUCCACAUAUGCCAAACUUACCGUGGAAAGGCAGUAAUAAAGAAUAUUGAAAUGUUUAUGGAGCCAUUGCUACUCUUGGAACCCUUCAUGAGAUUGAAAAUGAAGACAGACCUCAAAGAAAUCUUUAUGCUAAGUUUAUUAAGGGGAGAAUCUGGGAAUAAUGCAAGAAGAUCAAUCUUGUGCACUGUGCUAGCUGUGUUAUCUCUGGCUGCCUUAUUAUUUUUCUUCAUGAAACUAGUUUUAUAGAAAGCUUUGUCAAAAAUCAUGACUUGGUAAAUUUGUUGUUUUUAGGUAUUUUUAUGCAAAAAUAAUAUUAUUAAUAGGUAAAUAAAUACUAUGAAAUUGACCAAAAUAAUGCAUGUAGUAUUGUACUCGUGAAGAAAAUCACAAGUCUCUAACGUGUAUUGAAUCACACCACAUCCAAAAUACUUUCU